AUUUUUUUGUCGCAGAAACGCUGCAGGGCAGCAUCUUAGAAUUGCUGGCAAUACUAGCAAAAGUUGAAGAUGUGAAUAGACGAAGCCUAUCUCAAAGAAAUUAUCAGCCGCAGGUACCUUUCAAAAGUAAUUUUACGAUCCACCCAUCGGGUUUUACGGUCACGUGAUAGUCACUGAAUAUGGUAUCGGGCUUUGAAGAUUGGGCGCAGAUUGCAGAUGCAUCAACUCAUAUUCAGAAGCUACCUUUCCUUAUCACCUCAGGCCUCUUCUUCACCAUCGCACUCCUCUCUGCAUCAGGACGCGUCCUCCUCAAACUCCGCUACCACCGCCCAUUCAACCUAGAUGACUGCAUCCUCUUCUUAGGCACCGCCUGCCUCAUUGCAGGAACCGGCAUUAUGUACGCUCUUAUAAACGACAUCUACCUCGGCAUGGCACUUGCAGCGGUCCCAACACUCUCUCAGCGUCUACCAAUGUCGCAGCUACUGUCCUUAGUAUCCAGAAGUAUGGCAUAUAUCGAUUCGUUUCAGUGUCUUUGUUGGACGGCAAUAUUUGCAGUGAAGUUUGCGUUUUUAGCUUUCUUUUGGAAGACGGUGGAAAGAACGGUGGGCUUGAGGAGGUAUUAUUGGGGGGUUGUGGUGGUGAUGGCUUGUGCGUGGGUGUAUUUGGUGGUUAAUCCGUUUUUGGCGUGUCCGUAUUUUGGGAUAGAGGCGAGUACAAAAUGCUCAGGACCGAAGAAAGAUCGUCUUUAUAUCACGCUUUCUUACACGGGAACCGUUAUAGAUUGCGUCACCGACUUCUUAAUUGUCACAAUCCCCGUCCUUGUCCUCCACCGGGUUCGAAUAACCCUCCGCCAAAAACUUGCAGUUGGGACAUUCAUGUCACUCUCCAUCGUCAUGAUUAUCAUCUCCAUCGUCCGAGCCGCAGUGCUCUUCAAUCCUCAGGGGGAAAUCCGCGAUGGUCCCUUGCAGACGUACUUGACGCAUGUUGAAGCGUGUGUAGCCGUUAUAAUGGUGUCGUUGACUGCGUUUCGAAGUCUCUUUAAUUUGGAGAAGGAGGAGAAAAGGAGACUAGAGAGGUUGAAGUGGAGUCCAGGUACUUAGGGAAGGGAAAAAAGAGAUAGAAGGGAGGGUUCGGGACGGGAUCUUAAUAGCAUAGAGUUUCCAGAGAUGCUAGGGAGGACAGUGGUGAGACUUGAGACUUAUGGGGAGGGAGAUUGGAGGGCCAGGGCUUUGUCCUAUGAUGGAAACUGUGAGAUGAAGUCAUGUGCGUCGUCAAUAUCACGAUGCGAUAUUCCGGAUGCGCCAAAGUUCGUCUGAUUCCGGAUUUUACAGGGCAUCAUCAGUCGAGUAUAAAAACUUCAUUUCGUGCUACUUGA
Molecule: messenger RNA, 1375 nt
Organism: Lindgomyces ingoldianus
Lineage: Eukaryota; Fungi; Ascomycota; Dothideomycetes; Pleosporales; Lindgomycetaceae
Exons: 4
Coding region: 180-1100 (306 amino acids)
Source: RefSeq, a predicted model, not a curated record